AUGGAGUAUCUUCAGCUUAUGGUCUACUUUACAUUGACUCCCUUCCUUUUCCUUCAUGUGUCCAAGGCAGAAGAAAUAAUUUCCACCACCAUCACAGUUGAUCUCUUUGGCAAAGGAAACUUCACCUCAGUGCAAAAAGCCAUUGAUUCAAUCCCAUCAAAUAACAAAUUAUGGACUCGUAUCCACGUUACGGCCGGUAUUUAUAGAGAAAAAGUUGAAAUCCCUCCAGACAAACCAUACAUAGUUCUUCAGGGAGAGAGCAGUCGUCUGACUUUUAUCCAAUGGGGAGAAUUUGGAGACUCCGGGAGAAGUGCUACCUUCAAGCUGUAUGCAGACAAUUUUGUGGCUCGUGAUAUUACAUUCGAAAAUACAUACAAUCAUAUGCUAUCUAGCGAUGUGGUAACAAAUGUUACAUGGGCACCGGCAGCUCUAAUUCAAGGAGACAAAGCAGCAUUUUAUCGUUGUGGCUUUCUUGGCCUUCAGGAUACACUCACUGAUUGGCAAGGCCGUCACUUUUUUAACACUUGCUACAUUGAAGGUGCAAUAGACUUCAUCUGGGGUGGUGGCCAAUCAAUUUAUCAGGAUUGCUUUAUAAAUGUAACUAAAUCACGUCUAGGGGCCAGCGGGACUGCCUAUAUUACAGCUCAAAGCCGAGAGAGUGAAGAAGAUCCCAAUGGUUUUGUGUUCAAGUACUGUGCAAUAAGAGGAUCUGGCCCUGCAUUUUUAGGGAGAGCUUAUAGGAACCAUUCCAGAGUAGUGUUUUACCAGUCUUAUUUCGAGAAUAUUAUUGCACCAAAGGGUUGGGAUGCAUGGGAUACAAUCACGUUCUCGGAGGUGAAGAACAUAGGCCCUGGGGCAGACAUGUUGAAGCGUGUGAAAUGGGUGAAGCACUUACCCGAGAAAACAUUGGAAAAGCUUGUAGACAUAAGCUUCAUAAAUGCAGAAGGGUGGAUAGAGAAUCAACCAAGCUACUAA
Molecule: messenger RNA, 975 nt
Organism: Corylus avellana
Lineage: Eukaryota; Viridiplantae; Streptophyta; Magnoliopsida; Fagales; Betulaceae
Product: putative pectinesterase 29
Biological process (GO): pectin catabolic process; cell wall modification
Molecular function (GO): pectinesterase activity
Source: RefSeq, a predicted model, not a curated record